Molecule: messenger RNA, 4004 nt
Organism: Cryptotermes secundus
Lineage: Eukaryota; Metazoa; Arthropoda; Insecta; Blattodea; Kalotermitidae
Product: organic solute transporter alpha-like protein
Exons: 6
Coding region: 402-1586 (394 amino acids)
Biological process (GO): transport
Molecular function (GO): transporter activity
Source: RefSeq, a predicted model, not a curated record
CAAGCAGUCGCGCGGCUUAGUGUGUGCAGGCAUGGUUGUAGGUUUCGUACAAUUGUAUGGGCCCACUUGUAACUCAACGGCCUACUUAAGUUCAAGUUCAUAGACAAUGCAUCUGGAAUUCGUUUCAGUGCCUAAUAUAGAAAUUGGACUCUCUAGUUAAAUUUCAUAAUUUUAAGGCAUCUCAAAUUUUGUUAUUUUAUGUAAAGAAAGAAAAGAAGAACCUGUUUUGAAAUCACAGUUAUCAGCAAGUGGCCUGUUUUCUCUUUCGCCUCUGACAGAAGAAUCGAGAUUACUACUUCCUGUGUGUUUAAAGCUCCUGAUUUUGUGUUACAUUAUAGAAUUCAGGUCAGGUUUUGUGAUUGCGGCAAGUUUAUGUGUUAUUGCUGGGAGAUCUUAUUAAUAUGGAUGCAGGAACUUACUCUGAAGGAUCAAACAAUGUUGUGGUGGUUGCAGCUAAGCACGUGGGGACGCUGGGAAAGGCCCCAUUACUGCGAACGUUAUUGGGAACAAACGGUUCAACAGUGAACGACGUGGUAAAUGCGUCUACAAUUUGUCAAGCGGAUGCAGUGCCUGCGAUGCAAGAAUACUACAAAGCAAUCAAUGUUCUGGGCAUCACGCUAUUUACAGUGGGUGGUGCUUCCGUGCUCUUCAUAUUGCUGAUGUAUGCAGACACGCUGUGGCACAUCAUGAAGAAUGCGUCUCCCCUAGUCAAGACACAUUCUGCUUUUGUGCUGAGUGUUUACCCAGUGGUUGCCGUGGCUACAUACUGUGCAAUUGUCGUUCCCAGAGCACAGCUACUGGCUGAGGCUGUGACUCAAGGGGUGUUUAUGGCUGCAUUGUACCAGAUGUUCUGCCUGCUUGUUGCAUACUGUGGUGGAGAAGCUGAACUCAUUCGCAGGGUGAAACCCAACUCUCUCAACCCCAAGGUAUCACCAUGCUGUUGCUAUCCCUGCUGCUGCCUCCCUUUCAUGACUGUGGACAAGAAGCAUGUUCGGUACCUGCGAUUAUUGAUUCUGCAGUUACCUAUAGUCCAGGGGCUGGUAUACAUGGUCCUGCUUGUCAUGUGGGCUGAAGAAGAGAGCCUGUAUGAGGUGAACUACAUGUAUCUGCAGCCAGUUGUCAUCUUGUCAAUAUUGUUCGGAGUUUGGGGUAUGAGUAUGACAAUCAAGAUGUUAAGUGAGGUUCUCAGAGAUCAUCAAUUGCAGGCCAAGUUCAUAGUGCUUCAGCUGGUGCUGCUGCUUGCCAAAUUCCAAGCACUUACUGCUCGCAUCAUUGUCAGGUUUGAUCUCAUAGCUUGUGAGCCUCCCAUCACUCCUGCUGUGUAUGCUAACUUGAUCUACAACUCAGCGAUGCUAGGUGAGAUGGUAAUUCUUGGUAUUCUUGCUCGUCUUCUCUACAAGAAAGACUUACCAGACAUUGGACUUUCUGAAAUUCUUCAGCCUCAAGAAAUCUGCAUAAUUGCUGACAAGAAUUACAACACAAUAGAGAAGUUGUCCAAGGGUAGUUCAUCCAAGGAACUGGAGCAGAACUGUUUAAAACAACUUCAUGUAAACUGUGCAGAUAAUUCAAAGAAAGCUACUGGGUGACUAAAUUACCCUGAAAUGGAAGAAAGUGUAACUGUGAUUAUUUAUGUCUAAGCUUUACACUUACGUUACAGCCUGGAAGAAAUCCCAAAAAAUAAAAUCAAUUUCAACCUGUAGAUUUACAGAGGGAAGAAAUCACUAGUCAGGGUAAACUGAUGACUUGAAAGGAAAGUUCAUGGGUUGCAAAAAUUUGUAACAGUAUUGUAUAAUGCUGUACUCUUCAAUUUAUUAUACUGUAUCCUGAUGCCAGCAGACAAAUUAAUUUAAAUGUCCUUUUAGAUGGCGGUAACCAGUAAAAGGAAAAUAAAGUUGUCCCUGUGCUUAAAUGAGUAACAUACCAUGAAUACUGAAUUUACAGUUUCCCAAUUACUUCUGCUGUAGUCACUGCCAUUCACUCAAUACGACUCAACUCGUAGCUGCUGGACUUCAACUCAUACUGAAUACUGGAUACUAGUAACUCUAUCUCUCUAGUAACUGGCUCUCACUGACAAAUACUCAUUAUGUAGCUUCCACACUGACAACACAGAAAACAGUUACGUGAUAGCUACCACUGUUGUGUAACAUCAUGUUUACCGAUUGCUUAGCAACAGUUGCUGCACGGACUCGCCUAUUGCAUGAUAUCACAGCCUAGCAGAGAGGGGUGUUUACUGAGCAUUGUGUAAUUAUUGGACAUGACCCCUAUUUCCUGUUGCACCAUCCACGUUACACUGUUCCCUUCUAAAGGUUGUUCAUCCUGAACAGCCUAACGGUACAUCCACGUUCCUUUUCUUUCAAGGCUGUGCUUGCUGUGUCUUCUUUUUGUUCGACUACUCCUCUUGCAGUGACUAUUCUCCAGCCAUUACAUCUGCUCCCUUCUUAAGAUUGUUUGUCCUGAACAAUUCCAUGGUCCAGUGUUCGUCGAUCCGUUGUAUCACAUUCACUCCUCACUUUCAUUCUCUCCUCAUUCACGCUGGGGAGGCCGGUGUUUCUACAUUACUGGUUCCUACUCUGCUUGCAGUCUCUUUUUCCGUUUUGGAGGGGUUCGAUCCCUCCACGAGGUCCAAUCCUUGUCUUGUCAUAGGCCGACAGAAGAUCCAACUAUUCACUUUCUGAUCUUCACGCUGACAAUCUCGUAGAUGGUCUUCUUACGAGUUCUCCCUCCUAGGUACGAUUGCAGUCCUGAUCUACACCCUCCAAUGGUGUUUUCGGUUGGCACCUUUAUUCUCGUUUUGCCUUGCGGGCCUUUCCAGCAUCUAUUUUCCUCUGUUUGUCCUUUCCAGGUUUCUUGUUCAGCAUAGACCCUGGUUGAAUAUUUCUUUACAAAAUUUCCCUUGCGCCAUGUCACACCUGCACGGCUAGUCAUAUUUCUGUCGGCAGCCAAUUUGUGCCACAGUCCACACUUUCCUUGGGUCCAAGAUUUCCUGAAGCUGUUCCUUUUGUGCCAUUCCACUGUUGCAUGGUGGGACACCUUCCUGCUGGUUUUCUUCUGCUGUGCCACUUCCACACAGUGGCUCGUCCCUCUGCGGGCGAUGGCCAGUCUUCUUCGGCACCCAUCCUUUCCCUGGGUCCGUUUCUUCAUUUUUUGCUGGUUUCGGUCCCUACACCUUUUCUUCUUCGGUUCUCCAACUGGCAUUACUUCAGUGUCUUCUAUGAGGAAUUCUUGUUAUUGGGCCACCUCAGAUUUCCUGUCCACUGAGGUCGGCUCUUUUUCUUCUAGACGUGCCUCUAUCUCUUGGCAGGCCAUUGUCUCUUUUUGGGUAAUCGGCAUCAUUUCUUCUUCAGGUUCUCCAACCGGCACUACUGUGGUGUCUUCUAUGGAGACCUCUCAUUUUGCCACCUCAGGUUUCAUGUCCACUGAGGUCGGCUCUUCUUCUUCUAGUUGCGCAUCCAUCUUUUCUUGGCAGGCCAUUGUCUCUUCCUCUGUUUCAGGUUUAAAUGUGGCUACCAUCUCCUUGUGCCUGGCGUCCAUCCUUUUUUGCAUGGCUUCCGUCCUUGCUUGGAUAGCUCUCGUUUCUGCUCAGAUGGCUUCCGUUUCUGCGACCAUCUUUUCUCACCAGGUUUUCUCGUCGGGGUCCAUCUUUUCUCGCCGGGCUUUCCACCUGUCAUCAGUCCUUUUCUGGGCAGCUUCUCUAUCGGCCCUCUUCCACCAUCUGCUGGGAGUCCAUUUUCUUUUUGCAGGGUAACACUUUAUGUACUUGUAAAUUCAACUGUUCGUCCUAAAUUAUGGCGUGUUUAAGUUCGUAGACACUUCUGACACCAAAGUGUCACGCGACAAAUAACUUCAUGCUGUUUUGGAUCUAUCGAAUUUAUUCCACACUCGCUCUUACACUUACACAAUUUUCAAUUUCCUAAUUACUGCCAUCCGCAGUCUCACAAUUACUUCUCCCGCUGUAGUCACUGCCAUUCACUCAAUGCGACUCAACUCAUAGCUGCUGGACUUCA